Molecule: messenger RNA, 303 nt
Organism: Symbiodinium necroappetens
Lineage: Eukaryota; Dinophyceae; Suessiales; Symbiodiniaceae
Source: the annotation of a GenBank genome assembly
AUGGCUUCUGAUAUGAAGGGGGAUGUUCUGCGAGACCAGCCUGUGCAGUUUACGUUGCUGAUGCUGCUGGGCGUCGGAUGCUGCGGCAUCAUGGCUCCGGUUUGCUGCAUGUGGUCAAGGGGUUUGGAAGCGUCGGUCCUUGCCUUUGAUGAAGCUGGUUGCUAUUUCGUUGGCGGCUUGUUUGGUGGAUCCAUCCUCCUCGAGAUGCUGGUAGCUCUCCUCAUGGCCACCGGUCAUUUUCCGGACCUGGGACCGCCUUCUUGGUGGCGAUCCUCGUUGGCUUGGUGUUCUCAGUCAAGGUGA